GACGAUUAGAACUUCCGGCUGUGACGUCACACGCCCCGCCAUCUUGGCCCAAACCAGGGAGUGCCCGUGGGGAAGACGAAAGUAAAGGGGUGUCCAGCCGAUGAGGCUCUCAUCCAAUGGGAAGUUAGCCAAGAUCUGAAGUCCCACAAACUGAAGGUAGCCACGACAACGGGAACAAGAAACUUGACAUCUGUGUGAUUAAGUGCAACUUACACGGCUUUACCUGGGGUGGUGAAUAUAGGCCAAGAUGGCGACGCUAUCGCUCAAGAUCAGCGUUGUCGGCGGAAACGUCGUCAAGACGAUGCAGUUCGAGCCGUCCACCAUCGUCUUUGACGCAUGUCGUAUGAUCCGGGAAAGGAUAGCUGAAGCCAAUGCCGACAAUCCUUCCGAAUAUGGACUUUUCCUGGCGGAUGAUGAUCCCAAGAAAGGGGUGUGGCUAGAAUCUGGGCGCUCCCUCGAAUAUUAUCUUUUAAGGAAUGGGGAUCUGUUGGAGUACAAAAAGAAGCACCGCAUACUGCGCGUGCGGACGCUGGAUGGCACGGUCAAGACAAUGCAGGUGGAUGACAGUCACUCUGUUGGUCAGCUUAUGGUCACUAUCUGCUCCAAGCUCGGAAUUACAAAUCAUGACGAGUAUUCCCUGGUACGAGAACUUCCCGACGAUGAGAAAGAGAAAACGUUGACCCUGAAGCGAGACAAAUCCUUGGCCAGAGACCAGAAAAAGCUAGAGGAGAUGAAAAAGAAACUUCACACAGAUGAUGAAUUGAAUUGGUUGGACCACUCUAAGCCCUUAAGAGAACAAGGUAUUGACUCCAAUGAGACGCUUCUGCUGCGCCGGAAGUUCUUCUUCUCUGAUCAGAACGUGGAUGCACGUGACCCUGUGCAGUUGAACUUACUGUAUGUACAGUCCCGAGACGCCAUUCUGAACGGCACGCACCCUGUCACCCAGGAUGAGGCUAUCAUGUUCGGGGGCAUACAGUGUCAGAUUCAGUUUGGGGAUCAUGUUGAACACAAGCACAAACCAGGCUUUCUCGAGCUGAAAGAAUUCUUGCCCAAGGAAUAUGUCAAAGUGAAAGGCAUUGAGAAGAAAAUUUUUGUGGAACAUAAAAAGUUUGUCAGUCUGUCAGAAGUGGAAGCCAAGGUCAAGUACACCCACCUGUGCAGAUCACUGAAAACUUACGGUAUUACCUUCUUCUUAGUUAAGGAGAAGAUGAAGGGCAAGAAUAAACUGGUACCUCGUCUGCUCGGAAUUACAAAAGAGAGUGUUGUGAGAGUGGACGAGAAAACAAAAGAGAUUUUGAAGACCUGGCCCCUAACUACAGUAAGAAGAUGGGCAGCGUCCCCAAACAGUUUUACUCUGGAUUUUGGUGACUAUUCCGACCGCUACUAUUCUGUACAGACGACGGAGGGAGAACAGAUCGCUCAGCUUAUCGCCGGAUACAUUGACAUUAUCCUGAAAAAGAAAAAGGCCAAGGACCAUUUGGGUAUAGAGGGUGAUGAAGAGUCAACCAUGUAUGAGAUUCUGUGUCGCCGGCAAGUGAGCUAUCAGCAACCCACCAUUAUCCAGCACCAGAAAGGAAAUGUGGGCCAUGCGAGUACAGGAUCCGUAGCGCUUCCCGCAGUGCUACGUAGCGGGGCGGGCGGGGAGUCACAGUUCACCACUGGAUCUAUGCAGCAGGCAAAGCACACGCAUGUGUCAAACAAAGCCCACUCUGCCCACAAUCCUCCAUCUGCUCAUAAUAUCCAGCAGUAUGAAUUAACCCAAGCCCAGAGGGCGCUGCUCAUCACUAUUGAGGAUGGGAAAGGUGCUAUUGGAAAGGCAGAAAAUGAUCUUAACACAAGGAUGGAGUUACCUCCCUUGGGAUCAGAUCCAGCUUCAAAGAAGUGGAAAGAAGACCAGCUUGACCUCUCUAAGCAGAAGGUCAGCUCCCAGGUGUCUGCCAUGUCUGCAGCCACGGCCCAGAUUGUGACCUUGACCUCUGGUGGUCCUGAUGAAACAGACUAUAACGCUGUCGGUGCUGCAGUGAAUACAAUUGCUUCCAACCUGGGAGAGUUCAGCCAUGAUGUCAAGAUGUUGGCUGCUCUCCAAGAAGAUGACAAAGGUCGUCUUCUUGACGCUGCACGGAGAUUGGCUGGGGCUUUCUCUGAUCUGCUCGAUGCUGCACAACCUGGGUCCAAAGAGCCUCGCCAGAAUCUGCUGGCUGCUGCCAGUAAGGUGGGCGAGGCCAGCCAGGAUGUGAUGAAAGGUGUGGGCGAAACGGACGAGGAACUGGACAAAGCCUUCCAGGACACAUUGUUGGCUCUUGCCAAAGCGGUUGCAAAUGCUACUGCUGCUCUGGUGCUGAAGGCCAAAAAUGUGGCAGGAAGUUGUGAAGACCAGGCCCAGCAGAACAAGGUGGUCAGCUCAGCCACAAACUGUGCCCUGGCUACGUCUCAGCUAGUGGCCUGUACCAAGGUGGUCACUCCGACAAUCGCUAAUCCGGCAUGUCAAGAACAGCUGAUAGAGGCGGCCAAACUUGUUGCGAAGGCUGUGGAGGGAAUUGUGGAGGCAGCACAGUCUGUGUGUCGCGAUGACCACCUUCUGCAUGACCUAGGGGGCGCUGCUACUGCUGUGACGAAAGCUCUUAAUGACCUCCUGCAACACAUCAAGAAAGGCACAGGAUCAGGGGAGGGUGGUCAGAAUGAGAAGGCAGUGGACACCAUAUUGACCGCCACUGACCGUCUAUUCAGCAGCAUGGGUGACGCCCCGGAGAUGGUCAAGCAGGCUCGCAUAUUGGCCCAGGCAACCACACAUUUGGUGAAUGCUAUAAGGGGCCAAGCUGAUUCGUACUCAGAUUCGGACAUCCAGCGGAGACUUCUCGCAGCUGCCAAACAAUUGGCUGAUGCCACGGCAAGGAUGGUCGAAGCUGCUAAGGGUUGUGCCAUGAACCCCAAUGAUUCACAUCAGCAGCAAAUCCUGAGAGAGGCUGCAGCUGAUCUCAGGUCUGCCACCAACGCCGCAGCCAGCAAUGCCCUGAAGAAAAAACAGAUGAAGAGACUGGAGAAAGCUGCCAAAGAAGCGACAUCUGCUGCUACUCAACUGAUCAACUCCUCUAACACAGCAGGGAAGUCAAACAGGAACACAGUCUCCCAGCAGCACCUUAUUGAACAGUGCAGGGCCGUGAGUGAGCUUAUCCCCUCCAUGGUGCAGGGCAUCCGUGCCAUGAGUAAUAACUCUGACUCGGCUGUUGCUCAGCUCAACUUGAUUAACGCCAGCCAGAACUUCAUACAGCCUGGAAGUCGCCUGGUUGCCAAUGCAAAUGCUGCCCAGCCAACCGUCGCUGACCAGGCAGUACUCACGCAGUUGACCAAUGACAUUAAGACCAUGUCUUCUGCUCUGUCUGAACUCCGCACUGCUGUCGGCAAGGCUCAGGAAGCGUGUGGGUCGCUGGAGAUUGACAGUGCCUUAGAUCAACUCCAUGAACUCCACAGAGAUGUACAUACGGUCAAACAGACGGCCGCUGCCGGGAAACUGAUACCACUGCCGGGAGAAACGGCGGAAACCUCGGCUCUCCAGGUCGGAACAACUGCCAAAUCUGUCGGCUCUACUAUGGCACAGCUACUCACAGCUGCAGCUCAGGGCAAUGAGAACUACACGGGAAUUGCUGCCCGUGACACGGCUAACGCUCUGAGUGUCCUGGCCGGAGCUGUGAGAGGCGUUGCCGCCACGACAAAUGACAAGAACAUCCAGAAUGACAUUUUGGACGCUGUGCGAGACGUGAUCGAGAAGUCGAUGACCCUCCUGGAAGAGGCGAAGGCGGCAGUGAAUAACCCCAAUAACCCAGACAACCAGGCCAGGCUCACACAGGUUGCCAAACUGGUAUCAGAGGCGCUGAAUGGCUGUGUAAGUUGUCUCCCUGGACAGCGGGACGUGGACAGUGCGAUCCGUCAAAUCACCAGCACCAGUCAGGUCUUCUCUUACACAGAGUUUCCCUCCACCACCCAGUCUUUCCAAGAGGUCCAGUUGGGUCUGAACAACGCAGCUGUCAAUCUGAACCAAGCUGCCAGCAACAUCGUCACCGCUGCGCGUGGCACGCCACAGCAGCUCUCCGAGUCCUCAGUGCGCUACGGUUCGGCUUAUCAGGAUUUUGUGGACAGCGGUCUCUUGAUGGCUGGACUUACCAGCGACAUCGACACGCGCCAUCAAAUAGUCGGUGGUCUCCGAAACGUCUCGAUGACCUCCAGCAAACUUUUACAGGCGUCCAAGUCUGUGUCUGCGGACCCUAACGCUCCCAACGCUAAAAAUAUCCUAGCGCAGGCUGCCAGGUCUGUGACAGAGAGCAUCAACCACUUGAUUAACAUCUGUACAGUCUCCGCACCCGGGCAGAAGGAGUGUGACAACGCUCUUAGACAGAUACAGAUGAUGCGCCCCCUCCUAGAGAACCCCAAUGAACCUGUCAGUGACAUGUCUUAUUUCGAGUGUCUCGAUUCUGUCAUGGAAAAAUCCAAGUUGCUGGGAGAAUCCAUGACAGGAAUCUCAAACCAUGCCAAGAAAAACGUGAUAGAGGAUUUCUGUGAUGAUGUGAGGAACUUUGCCACGUCUGUGUGUGGUUUGACAGAAGCAUCAGCGCAGGCUGCAUACUUGGUGGGCAUUUCGGAUGCUGCUUCAGUUCCUGGUCGUCCGGGUCUGGUCGACCAAUCGCAGUUCGCGCGAGCAAACCAAGCCAUCCAACUUGCCUGCCAGAAUCUGACCAACCCUGCGAGUUCCCAACAACAGUAUUAUGCAAACAGGAGUUUUAGAGCAAUGGUUCUGUCUGCAGCUACUGUUGUGGCCAAGCAUACGUCUGCGCUGUGCAAUGUUUGUCGAGUUGCCUCCUCUCGAACGUCCAACCCUGUUGCUAAGCGACACUUUGUCCAAAGUGCCAAGGAUGUGGCUAACAGUACAGCCAACCUUGUGAAAGCCAUCAAGGCACUGGACAUUGACUUCACAGAGGAGAACAGACAGCAGUGUGCUGCAGCUGCUGACCCUCUGAUCAGAGCUGUGGAUGAGCUGACCACCUUUGCCUCAUCACCUGAGUUUGCAUCUGUGCCAGCUAAAAUCAGCCACCAGGCGCGGCAGGCUCAGGUGCCAAUCACGAAGGCGGGCAUAUCCAUGAUUGAUGGUGCAUGUCACAUGUUGCAAGCUGCCAAACAAUUGGCCAUUAACCCACGAGACCCGCCCACUUAUCAGCUCUAUUCUAGUCAUAGCAAGAGUGUGUCGGACUCCAUCAAGAAACUUGUGUCUUCCAUCAAGGACAGUGCCCCAGGCCAGAGGGAGUGCGACAUCUCUAUAGAGCAGAUCAACCAGAGCAUAAAGGACUUGGACCAGGCCUCUCUGGCGGCCAUUAGUCAGAGCCUGGCCCCCAGGAAUGAUAAAUCCCUCAAGGGUUUUGAAGAACAGAUGAUCAACUCUGCCCGUGUCAUUCUCGACACUGUGGACACGAUCAGACGAGCGGCCAAAUGUGAACCAGAAAAGCUGGGGCAUGUUGCAUCUACUAUGGGCAGUUAUUUUGAGCCCUUAACCACUGGUGCUAUUGGAACUGCCUCUAAAACAGUGAACUCCAAACAACAGAUGUCCAUCCUGGAUCAGACGAAAACAGUGGCCGAGUCUGCGCUACAGCUGAUCUACGCAGCCAAAGAAGGGGGAGGUAACCCUAAGGCGGUGCACACUCACAAAACAAUCGAGGAGGCGGCUGACAGCAUGAGGGAGGUGUUACAGGACCUGCUGAAGACACUAGAAGAGGCGGCCUCUCAGGCAGGCCUGGUCACAAGCAUGCUGGACAGCAUUACCAAGUCCAUUACCAGGACUGAUGAGACAAUAAUGGUCAGUGAAAGCGCCUCGUACGUGGAUUACCAGACCAACAUGGUGAAAAUUGCCAAGCAGAUCGCCCGCACCGCUCAAGACAUGGUUGGGAAGUCGGGUACAAACGUGGCAGAGUUAGGGGCCUUGGCCAACGCAAUGACUCGUGAUUAUGCCCGUCUAGCUGCUGAUUCCCAGGGGGCCACCUCCGUCUCCAACAACCCUGAUGUUGCCAACAGAAUUCGCGCUGCAGUUCAGGAAUUGGGGAAGAGUUGUAUUGAGGUUGUCACAGAUGCUGGUAACAUCCAGGCUGACCCCACUGACAGCUAUGCGCGGAAAGAUCUGGCCGAACACGCUAGAAAUGUCUCGGAGAAGGUAUCUUAUGUUCUGGCCUCACUUCAAGCGGGUUCCCGCGGUACCCAGGCGUGUAUUAACGCCGCCAGCACAGUCAGUGGUAUUAUAGGAGAUCUGGACACGACCAUCAUGUUCGCCACGGCAGGCACGCUGAACGCGGAGGGAGACGAGACGUUUACUGACCACAGGGAGAAUAUUCUGAAGACAGCCAAAGCCCUGGUGGAGGACACAAAGACACUCGUAGCUGGAGCGGCGUCCAAUCAGGAACAGCUUGCAUCUGCAGCGCAGACUGCUGUCAAGACAAUCACGCGCUUGGCCGACGUAGUCAAAUUUGGUGCUGCGUCGCUGGGGUCGGAGCAGCCAGAGGCACAGGUGCUUCUGAUCAAUGCUGUCAAGGAUGUGGCCUCAGCUCUCUCAGACCUGAUCAGCGCCACAAAGAACGCAUCAGGCAAAGGCGUCAACGACCCAGCCAUGUUGUACCUCAAGGAUUCUGCCAAGGUAAUGGUUACAAAUGUAACUUCAUUGUUGAAAACUGUGAAGACUGUGGAAGAUGAAGCUGCCAGAGGCACCCGGGCUUUGGAAUCUACCAUCGAGGCCAUUGGCCAGGAAAUUAAGACAUUUGAGACGAGUUCCACAUCUGAAAAAGCUGGAACUGCAGAGGAUCUCGUCCGCUUCACCAAGCCUCUCACCAUGGCGACAGCUAAAGCAGUGGCAGCUGGGAACUCUGGCAGGUCCGAGGAUGUGAUCAUCGCCGCUAACAUGUCAAGGAAAGCUGUCAGUGAUCUCCUGGCUGUGUGCAAGUUUCUGUGUAAAAACACCAAUCAAAUAAAUAAAUCAGUUUGUAAAUGUAAUAUUUGUUCUCAGUUGAUGCAAAAACCAACUGCAGAAGGCCGACAAAACCUAGCGCAGAUCUCAAGAAAGGUGGCCAAUUCUGUCACGGAACUUGUGUUGUCAGCUGAGGCUAUCAAAGACUCGUAUGAGUACGAAUGGUCCUAUGGUGUGUCAGGUUCUGAUUGGGUGGACCCAGAUGAUCCCACUGUUAUUGCAGAAAAUGAGCUCUUGGGUGCUGCUAACUCCAUUGAGGCGGCUGCGAAGAAAUUAUCACAACUCAAACCACGACAAGCUGCUAAGGAAGCCGAUAUGAGCCUCAACUUCGAGGAACAGAUUUUGGAUGCUGCCAAAUCCAUUGCCGCGGCAACCGCAGCCUUGGUGAAGUCCGCCUCAGCAGCCCAGAGGGAGUUGGUCGCUCAAGGAAGGAUCGGAUCUUCAUAUCACAAAGGAGAUACAGAUGAGAACGGACAGUGGUCGCAAGGACUGAUCUCCGCAGCCCGAAUGGUUGCCGCGGCUACCCACAGCCUCUGCGAAGCAGCAAAUGCCAUGGUACAAGGGCAAGCCAGCGAGGAGAAACUGAUCGCGUCUGCCAAGGAGGUGGCAGGAUCCACAGCGGCACUGCUGGUGGCAUGUAAGGUCAAGGCCGAUCCCAACUCCAUAGCCAUGCAGCGUCUGCAGGCUGCGGGUAAUGCUGUGAAGCGGGCCACAGAGGCGCUGGUGAGAGCGGCCCAACAAGCUAAGGAAUGGCAGGAAGAUGAGGAGAACCUUACCAUCAAUAAGCGCAUGGUCGGCGGUAUCGCACAGGAAAUCAUGGCACAGGAGGAGAUUUUGAAGAAGGAACGAGAACUGGAAUCUGCUCGGAGAAAACUGGCGGACAUUCGCAAGGCUCGAUACAAGGAUAAACCAGAGGAAUUUGACUCCUCCUCGUUUUGAUGAAUUGCUCCGUAAAAAUCUGCGGGACUGUUAAUAAAUCUGUAUCAUAGUGUUAAUAGUGAAUGAUGAGACAGGAAACAGGUACAAGACAACCCCUGUUUUGAAAGUGGUGUAGUCAGAUUUCAGUCAUAUCAUAUUUGGGUCAUAGGUCAGUGGAAGAGCCUAUUAUUCUUCAGAAUGGGUGGAAUUUGUAAAUUAGGGAAAAUUAGCUUAGACCUGAAGAAAGAUUUGCUUCACUCUAAAGUUUUAAUCAUGAUGUUACAUAAUUUGCCCAUGCUGGAACAAAUACGGCUGAACUUGCCACUGCCCAUUUCCCUCUGUUGAGUACAGAUGUUUUUACAGAUGUUUAACUGACUUCCUGAAAUAUGUCAGCAGCCAAGAAGAAAGUUCCUUUCCAUUAUGUUGCGCCACUUUUGGGAAUUUAUUAUCUGAAAUGCCGAUUCUUGUAGUUUAAGAGAAAACUGGUAAUUUACAAAGUCAUCGAUGUAUUUUAGUUUUCGAACUGGCUUCUUAGUCUUUUUUGGUGUUCCCACUAAAGAUAGUCUUUAUUAUUUUCUUUGAUAUUUAUCUCUGCUUAACCUUGUGUUAUGUAAGUCAUUAAUGUCUAUGUAAUGCAUUAAGUUGUGCUAAACCUUUUUUUUUUUAUUACAUAAUUUUGAUCUUUACUGUAUUUCUUAUACCUCUUUGUGAUUAAUUUUUUUUUCAGCAUAUGAAAUUGUAAUUUUUCAGUGUAAGCUAGUAUAUAUAUAUAUUUUUUUUUUGAGUGAAUAUUACCUUUUUUCAUUGCCCUAUUUUAUUAUCCUACUUUUGUGUGGGAUUUUUUAAACUUUUUAUUUUAUGAUGCAAGUUUACUUGUGCUAUCUAUGUAUCUAUAUAGUGACUACUAAUACUGGAUUUUUCUCUUUUUUCAAUCGGAUCGACUUGUAAAUUGCAAAUUUCUCCAUUCAUUUAUAUUUCACUGUGCGCUGUACCAUAAAUAUUUCUGUACAUUGGCAGAAAAGAUUGACAGAUUUUGUCAGCGUGAAAAACAAUGCAUUUUUCCCCCCCAAUUUUAACCGUAAACCUAAUCCCAUUUCAAGUAUGUUGUCUGUCUUAAAAAUGUAGCUUUUUGCAUAUUUGAAACCUGCAUUUACAUGUAUAUGUGCUUAUGGAUCUUGAUCAGGUUUGCAUAUGUCAAAACCUUGCCUUGGUUUCUCAGUGGUUUUUGUUCAUCGGUAAACAUGAGCAGCCAGUCUUGAAGGGUGUGGUGGCAGGACGUAAUUGCCCUGCCACAAGAAGACACAUAAUAUGUACACACACCAAAUGACUCACACCAAAAUGCGGUCGCUGUGAGUUCAAGUCCAGCUCAUGCUGGCUUCCUCUCCGGCCGUAAUUGGGAAGGUCUGUCAGCAACCUGCGGACGGUCGUAGGUUUCCGCCGGGCUGUGCCCAGUUUCCUCCCACCAUAAUGCUGGCUAUCGUCGUAUAAGUGAAAUAUUCUUGAGUACGGCGUAAAACACCAAUCAAAUAAAUAAAUAAAUAAAUAAAUAAUGCCCAUACAUUCAUUCUUAAACGGUAACCAUGAAUUUUGCUUGCCAGUUUGUACCAGCAACCCACGCCAAAGGGUAAUCAUGAAUAUUCAUGAAGUUCUGUUUUCAGUUUUCCCUGCAGGUGAAGGAAUUGAAUGUAGAUUUUUCAUGGGUGUUUUUUUUUUUUUUUUAAAUGAAUAUUAGCUGACAUUGUAACAAUGAAGUGUGUACAUCCACAGCUGUGUGGAAAUUACAUGUACAAAGAAUUAAGGAAAAGUAUUGAGACUUUUUGAAUCGUAUUUUUUUAGUGUUCUGUUCAGUGGUUUGAUGCCGUGUACUACACAUUCUUCAGUAGUGUUGGAAUUAAAAGGGCCGUACAGCUAGAGUUAUACCUGGCCAGUAAGAGCUGCCAUAACCAAAGCUUAGACAUAGGACUAUUCAGAUGGGUGCAUUGUGCACAUGGCUUAGCUUGUGAAGAUCCACCAGAGGGCUCUGUUCUCUCCAGAAUAUCCCAUUAACACCAGGGGGCGCUGUGAAAUUACAAAUUGCAAAAUUUUGUACAUGCAUGCCUUGAACCAUGUAGAUAGAGGGGAAACAUUGAAGUGAUUCUUUGUAAUUGUAAAGCAGUAACGUCUAGGGAAAGAGAGAAAUUUAGGUAGCCGUUUAGAAAUGAUACUGAAGUAUGCAAAUAGAAGUAGCAAUAGACGUCAAGGUAACUUGUGGUUGCUAGAUGUAAAAUUUCAUUUGCAUGACGCCAGUUUCAAUUCUGGUCUUUUUUUUUCAAAUGAAGUUGUUAGUUUCAUAAAAUUUUUGGCCAGAAAAAUGGUUCUUGAAGAUGGAUUGUUUCUGUAGACCAGAAUAUUUUUUGAUCAUCGCCGAGCUUUUAAGAGUGAUAGUGUCCCAUUAAAUUGCAAGUUUUACUUUACAUUUGCAUCUGUAAAUGGCUUGUAAACAUUGCCUUUCAUCCAUGAAUAUAUUUUUGUAUUCUGAAUUGUGGGUCCUCCUGCUUGUUCCGUGUGAAAUAGGAGAACAGUCUUACGUCCAAUAAUUAGGAACUGUACACCGCUUUACACCUAGCACGUUCUUCUGAAGCAAAAACGGUUGUUUUAAAAUUUCUUUAAGGCCUUAAAUGAUGUUACAGAUUUCCCCUUCAAUGUGUUUAACUUAAUUCUCUACAAAGUGCUUUGUGAGGAAAAUUUUUCAAUGUGUAAAUUUAUCAUUUGAUGGGGAUCUGUUGAUGAAUUCAUUUCACUUCUGCUGUCAUUAAAACUGAUUUAAAUGGAACAGAAGUUUUUUUGAUCCGGGUGGAGGUCUCCAAUAUAGGCUUUUUAUCCUUACCCCUACAUUGUAAAUUCUGAUCUCCACGCAAAGGUAGAUUUUAGAAAGGUCUGAAAGUAAAUCUUAACUCCUAAAACCCUUUUGUCUCUUCAUGAGUUUGCAUUGCUACAUUUUAUCUUCAUUUCUUGGAUUUGAGGGGCUAUUUUAGCUCUUAUUUCCUGUUUGAUCUGACAUGAUUCAAAUGUUGCAUUCAAAUCUCACUCCCUGUCCCAAAUACUGCAUUCAAAUCUCACUUUAUGCUUCUGUUGUCAUCCGAGCUUGGCUCUUAUUGUAAACCAGCUUUUGAAGGGAAAACAUUACUAACAUUAUGCUAAUGUGUGGCAAUCUUCUGUGCUGGAGGUGAGAAUAUACUGUCUGGAAUGUAAGUUAAGUUUUAUUUUAAUGUGAUUGGUUGGUCUGGCUUGGCAGUGUGCCAAACUGGGGUGUAGACAUUUAAUUGGCUAUGUAAUUUGCAUGAUACAUAUCAGGCCGUCAUAUUUACAUAAUUUUUGUUGGACUAUGUAGGGUUAGAAGUGAUAAUUAGUAGUGUAGACAACAGAAGAGUAUCCUCCCCUUACACCCCUAGAGGGCAGUGCAUGUGGGUUGCCCUCGGUAUGACUUGGGGCAAUGUAUAUUUCAUGUGAUUACCAAAUAAUAAAAUAUUGUUAUACAUAA
Liolophura sinensis is the source of this 11432-nucleotide messenger RNA. RefSeq names its product talin-1-like. The transcript has 60 exons. NCBI's taxonomy places the organism in Eukaryota, Metazoa, Mollusca, Polyplacophora, Chitonida, Chitonidae. Bases 248 to 7933 code for a protein of 2561 amino acids. Gene Ontology annotation, cellular component: plasma membrane; ruffle; focal adhesion. Gene Ontology annotation, molecular function: structural constituent of cytoskeleton; actin filament binding; integrin binding. The record is from RefSeq and is a predicted model, not a curated record. Gene Ontology annotation, biological process: cell-cell adhesion; actin cytoskeleton organization.